Molecule: messenger RNA, 3072 nt
Organism: Rhagoletis pomonella (apple maggot)
Lineage: Eukaryota; Metazoa; Arthropoda; Insecta; Diptera; Tephritidae
Product: glutamine--fructose-6-phosphate aminotransferase [isomerizing] 2-like
Biological process (GO): fructose 6-phosphate metabolic process; protein N-linked glycosylation; carbohydrate derivative biosynthetic process
Molecular function (GO): L-glutamine:D-fructose-6-phosphate transaminase (isomerizing) activity; carbohydrate derivative binding
Source: RefSeq, a predicted model, not a curated record
ACUUUAGCGGCCAUGAAUUCGAUGCACCGGUAAUGACUCAUGUUGGUAUUGCGCACACUCGCUGGGCUACUCAUGGUGUUCCUUGUGAGACGAACUCCCAUCCUCAACGCUCCGACGAAGGCAAUAGUUUCGUUGUUGUUCACAACGGUAUAGUUACUAACUAUAAGGAUGUAAAAACCUUUUUAGAGAAACGAGGCUACGUUUUCGAAUCAGAUACAGAUACAGAAGUUAUUGCAAAGUUAGUACACCAUUUGUGGAAAAAACAUCCAGGUUAUUCUUUCCGGGAACUCGUGGAGCAAGUUAUUCAACAACUGGAAGGAGCAUUUGCUAUAGCAAUUAAGUCAAAACACUUUCCUGGGGAGUGCGUAGCUUCCAGACGGGGUUCGCCCCUACUUGUCGGUAUAAAAACGAAGACGCGAUUAUCCACUGAUCAUAUCCCAAUUUUAUAUGGAAAAGAUGAUAAAUCACCACAAACUUGUGAAAAAGAACAUCGUCCUCAUGGACAAACUCGUGAUUUGUCAGUGUUGCCACGUAAUGAAAGCACCUCUGAAUUUAUGCCAUUGGAAGGGAAAGAGGUCGAGUACUUUUUCGCAUCGGACGCUUCAGCUGUCAUCGAGCACACAAAUCGUGUCAUUUAUUUGGAGGAUGAUGAUGUGGCCGCUGUUCGAGACGGUGCACUAAGUAUCCAUCGUCUCAAGAAAUGUCUAGAUGACCCGCAUGCGCGUGAAAUAACCACGUUAAAAAUGGAAAUUCAGCAGAUAAUGAAGGGUAACUACGCUUACUUCAUGCUGAAAGAGAUUUUCGAACAACCGGAGUCCGUGGUCAACACUAUGCGCGGUCGUGUGAGAUUUGAUACGAAGACAGUGGUACUAGGCGGUAUUAAAGACUUUAUACCAGAAAUCAAGCGCUGUCGACGAUUGAUGUUAAUUGGUUGUGGUACAUCAUACCACAGCGCUGUAGCCACGCGGCAGUUAUUGGAAGAGCUCACAGAGUUGCCAGUAAUGGUGGAGCUGGCGUCCGAUUUCCUAGACCGCAAUACACCAAUUUUCCGUGACGAUGUUUGUUUCUUUAUCUCCCAGUCUGGAGAGACAGCCGACUCCCUAAUGGCCUUAAGAUACUGCAAGCAGCGAGGUGCUCUUAUUGUUGGAAUAACAAAUACUGUUGGUAGUAGUAUAUGUCGUGAAUCUCAUUGUGGUGUACAUAUCAAUGCUGGACCUGAAAUCGGAGUCGCGUCCACGAAAGCUUAUACGUCACAGUUCAUCUCUUUAGUUAUGUUCGCUCUUGUCAUGUCAGAAGAUCGGUUGUCGUUGCAGCAACGCCGUUUAGAAAUUAUUCAAGCAUUAUUCAAACUACCAGACCAAAUAAGACUGGUCUUAAAACUUGAUAACCAGGUGCAGGAGCUAGCCAAGGACUUGUAUCAUCACAAAUCAUUACUAAUUAUGGGACGUGGUUAUAAUUUUGCAACAUGCUUGGAAGGUGCUUUGAAAGUGAAAGAGCUGACGUACAUGCAUAGCGAAGGUAUAAUGGCUGGAGAACUUAAGCAUGGGCCACUAGCACUCAUUGAUGAUCGCAUGCCAGUUAUGAUGAUCGUCCUGCGCGACCCAGUUUAUGUUAAAUGUAUAAAUGCGCUUCAGCAAGUGACCUCGCGUAAAGGUUGUCCUAUCAUCGUUUGUGAGGAAGGCGAUGAAGAGACAAAGUCCUUCUCAUCUCGCUCACUAGAAAUUCCACGAACAGUUGACUGCCUCCAAGGUAUUCUUACAGUCAUUCCAAUGCAAUUACUUUCAUAUCACAUAGCCGUCCUACGUGGUUGCGAUGUCGACUGUCCACGAAAUUUAGCCAAGUCUGUAACCGUGGAGUGAUUUCGACUUCACAUUCAUUUGUAUAUACAUACUACAUAUCGCACACCGUCUUCAAAAUUUGGCAUUUUUGAAAUUAUGCGCUAAAAAUGUGCACAAAGCUUUUAUUUACCUUUCAGCAAAAGCUGGAGCAAAUUUUUGUUAUAAUUUGUUAAAAAAAUAAAAAACCCAAGGUAAAGUCGCCCCUGCCCAUAUGAUUAGCAUAUGCUAAGAAAUAGUUUUUUUGUGACUCUUUUGAAGACGGUGUGCUAUAUGUGCUCUGAAGUCAUGGUUUUGCAGGGUGACUGAUUGCCAUUUUUGCGUGUUGAAUUCAGAAAAGUUAGCAAUUAUGCUCGAUCAGGUCAAGUUUCAAUUCUAUUUAAAAGAGAAAUGGUAUAAGUAAUAAAAAUAGCACUAAUAAGCCUAUCCCAUAAAGUUGACCCUACUUGUAAAUACUACUAAGCAGGAAAUAUACCUGUCCUAUAAUAAAAUUGUAUCCUAAUUCCCAUUUUUGCUAUAUAAUUUUUAUAAUUUUCAGUGGCAGAAUAUUUGAAAAAGAUUCCGAAAAACACCAACAAAUGUUGACAAAAUUCUCCUCCAAAUUCAUUUAAAUUACAUUUAUAAAUGAUGGGUUAGAAUCAUAAGGGUCUAAGUGACAUUUUUUGAAAAUAUAAGUUAUACCCAUAUUUGUAUAGUUAAAUAUAGUAUUUAUUUGGCGACAAAGAGUAAACAUUUUUUGAAUUAGUUAAGUAACCUGCAUUCAAUUAGGCAAGAAUCAUUUCAAAUGAAUUUACCCAGAAUUUACAAUAAGUAAUCAACUUUAACUUUAAUUAUGUUAAAACAAUGUCAGACCUACUUAGAUUCUUUUGAUUCUAACCCCUUCAAAUAUCUUCUUGUUAUAUAGCUUGUCCUUUUGUGCCAGAUAGCAAAAAAAAAAAACAUGAGCUGAUUUAUGUACAAGAAUUCACUAUUUUUUUAUAUCAGCACGGAGCAUUGACUUCAGGCGAAAGCGUAGACCUGUGUAAUUUUUGAUAAUUUUUGUAUGUAAGUACAUAUAUUUUUACUUAUGUACAUAUGUAUUUAUUAAUGAAUUUGUGUAUAUGCAAAUACAUUCUUUUGAUAAAUUUUAAAGCGGGCAAUUUUUUGAAAAUCUCAAGCACUUCCUUUUGGGGCUGUACACUUAAAUUAGCAGUUAGUUUUACAAUAAUACAUAAAUAAAUGAAGAAUUAUGAAAAUC